CGGCGUCAGGCACGUUGGCCAGUCAAAUAAUAUCCGCACCGGAAACGCACACGCAUCAAAAUUUUCCGCCGGCUCCGUGAGCAUCACCAAAGAGAGGGCUUCUGAACCGCUGUCCUGUUUACAAAAGCCACGCAACCAGCAAGCAUGAAGGGAAUGAUUCUUCAACUCAGCCGCAGCCUGAGCCGCGCCGCGCCGGCUCUGCGCAGGAGCGUCCACACGCGUCCGCGCCCCGCCACCGCGUCCAAGCUCACCUCGGAGGAAAUCUACGCCCGCGAGGAGAAGCAUGGAGCGCACAACUACCAUCCCCUCCCUGUGGCCCUGGAGCGAGGAGAAGGAAUCUACGUGUGGGAUGUGGAGGGCAACCGGUACUACGACUUCCUCAGCGCUUACAGUGCAGUAAACCAGGGCCACUGCCACCCUAAGAUCGUCGCGGCGCUCACCGAGCAGGCAUCCAGACUCGCCUUGACCUCCCGGGCGUUCUACAACGAUGUGCUGGGGGCUUAUGAGGAGUACGUCACCAACAUGUUUGGGUAUGACAAAGUUUUACCCAUGAAUACGGGGGUUGAAGGUGGUGAGACGGCCUGUAAGCUUGCCAGGAAGUGGGCCUACAACGUUAAAGGGGUUCCGAACAAUAAGGCCAAGAUCAUUUUUGCAGAGGGGAACUUCUGGGGUCGCACCAUGGCUGCCAUCUCCAGCUCCACUGACCCCAGUAGCUACGAAGGCUUUGGUCCUUACAUGCCCGGCUUUGAGCUCAUCCCAUUUAAUGACAUUCCUGCACUGGAGAAAGCCUUACAGGACCAAAAUGUUGCUGCUUUCAUGGUGGAGCCCAUCCAAGGAGAAGCAGGCGUGGUUGUGCCUGACCAGGGCUACCUGACCAAAGUGCGAGAACUUUGCACAAAAUACAACGUGCUGUGGAUUGCUGAUGAAGUGCAGACAGGCCUGGCACGGACUGGUCGACGGCUGGCUGUCGAUCACGAAGGCGUUCGCCCGGAUUUGGUGAUCCUGGGCAAAGCUCUCUCCGGAGGAGUUUACCCUGUGUCUGCUGUACUCAGCGAUAACGAGGUAAUGCUGACCAUUAAGCCAGGGGAACACGGAUCCACGUACGGGGGGAACCCUGUGGCUUGUCGCGUUGCUAUUGCAGCUUUGGAGGUGAUGGAGGAUGAGAAGCUCGCAGAAAAUGCUCAGAGGAUGGGAGAGAUUUUACGGGCCGAGUUGAGGAAACUGCCCAAAGACAUUGUGGCAACAGUCCGAGGGAAAGGCCUCCUCAAUGCAGUUGUGAUUAAAGAGACCAAAGACUAUGACGCCUGGAAGGUUUGCUUGCGCCUUCGGGACAACGGCCUCCUGGCCAAGCCCACCCAUGGUGACAUCAUCCGGCUGGCCCCGCCUCUCGUCAUCAAGGAGCACGAGCUUCAGGAAUGCAUCGACAUCAUCCAGAGAACCAUCAUGUCCUUCUAAAAAAAAAACAUGCAAACAUGCAAAGACGAAAACGUAGUCAAAAUCCUCUGAGGCUAAUGUCAAUCGAAGUGUUUUAGUUGCUUUUUGUUUUGAUUUUAUUUGUACAUUAAUGACUCUUCAGUAGGCAGUCUGUGAGAAUACACUAUUGUAAGAGAAACUGCUGCAAAAGAGAGGGUAUGGCUUUUUUCCUAAGGAAAGGCUGUAGAAUAUCUUAAAUUGUUGCUGUGCUUAGUUUACCUUUUUUGAUUUUUAACUGUAAAAGUGUUUUUUUUUUUUCUUUCCAGAAACCUUCCGUUUAAGAAUGUAGAAACAGUAUUACUACUGAAGCUUGUAUUCCCCCUAUAGGACGGGGAAGGAAAUGCAGCUUUCUUUAUGUACUGCGCUUUUAAGGUCAUACCACACUAUUUCAGUCAGGUCAAACUGUCAGCCUUCCACUGCCAUCCUUAACAAUUGGUCUGAGAUAUUAAUGUUAAUAUGCUUAUGUUUGCUUCCACAGCCCCUACUCUAGUACAGCUAAUACUAAUAUAGGUUAUCAUUUAAACGAUUACUCUGGAUUUUUUAUUUUUUUUUAGCUCGAUUGCUUUCUACUCAGAUAUUCUGGAAGAGAUCUUGUUACACAAGAGGUCAAAAAGUCUGGAUGUUAAGAGUUAGGAGUUGUCUUUUUUUAAUUUAUAUAUAUAUAAUUGUGCAUUUGCACUGUAAUUGCCACUUUUGAAAACAAGUUAUUGUAAUUGAUGAUCAAAUUGACCACAUUUCUAAGUUAUCUCCAAAGGAGUUGUUUGCUGCCACAGAAGGAAACCUGAGGAAUCUCAAAUUUGAGAGCUCUGUUAGGUUUGUUUAAAAGAGGAGACGAUGCUGCUUUAAGUUAAAUUAAAGAAUGUUUGGAGGGCACAUGGUGCCCGCUGAGGCCCACUUAGUUUACACUGUUUGUGAUAUGCAUAUGCAAAGAUGGUCUUUUUUAAGAUAAUUGAUAUUAUUACAAAGCCCACUGCUUAAAUUAAUAAUUUCUGCAAAAUCUCUUGUCAUUCUGAGCCAGAAGCAAGCGUUGUUCUGUUUUAAUAGAUAUUAAACUCAAAUAAAUUGCACAAGGUGACGUUUAAAAAAACAA
Messenger RNA from Fundulus heteroclitus (mummichog), 2563 nucleotides. RefSeq names its product ornithine aminotransferase (gene oat). The transcript has 10 exons. NCBI's taxonomy places the organism in Eukaryota, Metazoa, Chordata, Actinopteri, Cyprinodontiformes, Fundulidae. The record is from RefSeq and is a predicted model, not a curated record. The coding region runs from base 145 to 1455 and encodes 436 amino acids. Gene Ontology annotation, molecular function: identical protein binding; L-ornithine transaminase activity; pyridoxal phosphate binding. Gene Ontology annotation, cellular component: cytoplasm.